CUGUGCGUGCAGUGGAAGAUGCUCGGCGUGCUCGCCAUCGAGGCAGCGUUCAUGGCUGCCGUGGUGGCCGGUGUGCUCGUCGGCGCCCACACCCAUGAGAAGCGCUCCAUGAUCGUAGGCAUCCUCUGCGUCAUCUUCGGCUCCAUCAUGUACGCCUCCCCGCUCACCAUCAUGGGUAAAGUGAUCAGGACCAAGAGUGUGGAGUACAUGCCAUUCUUCCUGUCGCUGGUGAACUUCCUCAAUGGCUUGUGCUGGACGGGCUAUGCGCUCAUCAAGUUUGACAUCUACAUCACGAUCCCCAAUGCCCUCGGUACAAUGUUCGGCCUCAUCCAGCUGAUCCUGUACUUUUACUACUACAAGUCGACCCCCAAGAAGGGCAAGAACGUUGAACUUCCCACUGUCCUCACCAAAAACACCGUUACCAGCGGCAACGUCUCCGUCACCGUUGAGAAAUAAACUUGGCUUCGUCUUUAGCCCUGAAGAUUUUGAGUAGUUAAUACCGGAUGAUACUUCAACAAGUUGAUGUUAAUUAGUACUACUUUUUGUUAGCUAUCAGAGUCUUAGAUUGCCUUUAAUUUCGUGAACCAUUGUCGUCUGUCCGAGACUACUAGUGCAAAUUACAAGUGUAUAUAAAUACCAAUGCAGCUGAGUUAUCCCAGAGAUAUAUAUUAUGACACCAUGUAUGCUUGCCUGUUUUCAA
Molecule: messenger RNA, 700 nt
Organism: Triticum aestivum (bread wheat)
Lineage: Eukaryota; Viridiplantae; Streptophyta; Magnoliopsida; Poales; Poaceae
Product: bidirectional sugar transporter SWEET6a-like
Exons: 3
Biological process (GO): carbohydrate transport
Cellular component (GO): membrane
Molecular function (GO): sugar transmembrane transporter activity
Source: RefSeq, a predicted model, not a curated record